GUUUAAUCCUUUAUUUGCUUUUGUAGAACUGGUAUUGCCUUUCGAAGACGAUGGCAGAACAUGCAGCUUGGGAGUAUGCAGAGAAAAAUGGGCUCGAUCUUCUAACUGUUUGCCCGUCAGUGGUUUUAGGACCAUUGCUGCAACCUACAGCGAGCGCUAGCAGCUUGUUUCUAAUCUAUGCUACAAAAGGAGGUCCAGAACCCAUGCCAGACUUCGUCUGGCACAUUGUAGACGUACGAGAUCUUGCCGAUGCAUUGCUUCUAGUAUAUGAGAAGCCAGAAUCAUCUGGAAGAUACAUUUGUGCAGCUCAUCCAAUUAGUAGUCGAGAGUUGGUUGACUUGCUGAAGGGCAUGUAUCCUAACUAUGGUUACCAGAAGAAUAUCGUUGACGUACCACCAAGUGCCCCCCCGACCUCAGAGAAACUAAAGAAGUUGGGUUGGAAAUGCAGGCCUCUAGAAGAAACUCUCACUGAUGCUGUUGAAUGCUACAGAGAGGCGGGUCUUUUGGAUGAACUAGAGGGCCACACUCUUCAUCUUCCUCCUCUCUUCAAAGUUACAUAGAUGGCUGGAACUCGGGUAGCUGCGGAAUAAGGUUUAUCGAUAAACUCGGUAAGUUCUUUUGAGAUGUAACCUGUCAAUAAAAUGGUACUCCCUUUCUCUGUUAUAUGAGGAGGCUGCGUUUGUAUGUUCCGGUAAGUAAAGUGGAGACAAGUGAAACAAGCGUUCAUCAUUUCACCUGGUCUCUUGGUUGCAGGUGCUCUUGUUCUUAGCUGUAAAAGAAACAAGUCUUUUGCUUCUAGAUUGCUCUCGGACUAAAGUUGGAGACCUAUUUAUCUCCACAUGUAAUAAAGGGUGCAAUUGAGAACUUGAUCUGA
Phoenix dactylifera (date palm) is the source of this 874-nucleotide messenger RNA. The record is from RefSeq and is a predicted model, not a curated record. Lineage: Eukaryota; Viridiplantae; Streptophyta; Magnoliopsida; Arecales; Arecaceae.